UUCUGUGUCUUCGCAAACUAAAGGGUGAGUACAGUUUGCUCCCUACAAAUUGAUUUGUUACCGCACAUUUAACGACAUAAGAGAUCUAAUUCACUCCGUUUUAUGAGCAGUACCACAGUAGGUUCGACAGUCUGCGAUAUUUUUGUUUGGCAAGUUAAAUGUCCAAAGGUGAAGCUAGGCAUUUUAAUGAUGUUCCGUUAGUACGUUAACAAGAACUGACUCCGAUCUUUUACCUUUCUACCUUUUGUUACUGGCGACGCAGGUGUGCCACAUUGACCCAUUCCUGUAAUGUGAGCAGGUGGUACUAUUUGCGAUGGAGUGAAAUGCAGGAAGGUCGACCCGAACACUUUCGAUGGAGGUAGAAAUUUGUUACUCGAAAGAUCUGCCUACGGGGUCUUUAGUAAAGCUUAUUCGCUUCCCAUUGAUCGCUCCAUAUUUGCUCUCUUUUUCUGUUUCAUAUGUGAAACAGCAUGUGCAUCUUGCAAUUCAACAAUGCUCGCGACUGUCAACAAGCCUACGAUGAAUGCCUUCAAGGAAAAGAAAUUGGUGGACAGCUGCUGCAGGCGGAACUCAACGGAGAUUAUCAUUCCAGUUCGUCAGAAAAUUUAAAUGUCAGCCAGCAUUAUGGAGGCAAUUCCAGGGAUUUCAGACGUUCACAUGCCGAUAAUGAGUACAGCCAGCCCACAUAUGAUCCGCAUAGUAGAACUGAUAGUGAAAGUUCUUCCAACGCUUCUUGUACACUCACCGUGUCAAAUCUUCCCUAUACAGCAUCUGAAAGAGAUAUUAUGCGCGAGUUCCCAGAAGCCCUCCGAGUGGCACUUUCGUUAGACGAGCAGGGACGUUCCAGAGGUGUUGCUCACGUGACUUUCUCGAAUUCCGACCAGUGCAGCGCCGCUCUUACUUCCUGCGGAAAUAAGAUGAUGGGCGGUAGGCCUGUACGUGGACGAAUCCAGAGAGACCAGGAGCACAAUCAACAACCGAGUUAUAACAAUCAGCGCCCUUAUAAUCGUGACCAAAGAGAAUACGGUCAACGUAAUCAACGCGACUACAACCAGCGUAAUUUCAAUAAUCGAGAUCACACCAACCAGCGUGAAAACGGUAACCAGAGAGAUGGCAAUCAACGUGAGUACAAUCAGCGUGAUUAUAGUGGUCAACGUGACUACAACAGACAAGGUAAGUUUAUUUUGUCAGGCAACUAACUGGUUUAGUUGUUCCAUUAUGACAGGCAGUGUAACUAUUUUCUUUUUUUGGUUUCAGGUAGGCAGUUCGACUACAAUUCAGGCAGAGGCGAAAGAGAUGUAAACCGUUUCCAAGGUGCUCCAGCUAAUCGAGGCGGGUCACGCGAGUUUGGUAGAAAUGACCGCUUCGAACGAACAGAUCAAAGACGAGAUCGCAGCCCAGCCAGAGGAGAGCCAGUUCGUGGGUACGGCAGCUCAAAAGGACCCCGAAUAACAUCAGCCGUAAUUCACCGUCCAGGAAAUGCCAGCCCUUCGGAGUCGUCCUCUUCAGAUGAGGACUAAAUAUCCUGGUAUUUUUCAGGGAUUUCCUUACUGGUGCGCCGUGCAAAUACUUUUAUUAACGU
Molecule: messenger RNA, 1582 nt
Organism: Schistosoma margrebowiei
Lineage: Eukaryota; Metazoa; Platyhelminthes; Trematoda; Strigeidida; Schistosomatidae
Source: the annotation of a GenBank genome assembly